AUGUUGACCACGUCCUUCUUUUUGUCCGUGCUUGCGAGCACCGUGACUGCUCAGCUUUCCGACAGCAACCUGGUGAAGCAUGUCGGAAGCUUGUCACUUUCCGCGUCGUUCAACCCUAUCCAGGAGGCUUACUGGACUGGCCUGCCCCAUCAUCGCCGUACACCCUUUGCGGUCUCGCCUGAUGGCAAAUCUGCUUACCUUGCAUACCUCGAUGCCAGCAAGACGGGUGUACACAUUCAACAGGUCGACCCUACCACCUUCGCUGCUGUAGGCACGGCCGUUACUGUUGCUGCUGGAAAGGAGGCAGGUGGAUUGGUUGCGCACAACGAUGGUUUCGCGCUCCUCACCAACGAACCCAUGCCUUCUACCACGACUGGUGCGCCUCCGGCCACCUCUCCUGUCGCUGUUCUCUACCGUUACACCGCUGGUAAACAGACCUUCAAGACAUGGAUCGGUGGCCCCGACAUUGACAGCGGCAUGGGCAACUUUUUCUCACCUGACAUCAACGGUGAUCUUGCCUAUUCCGAGGCCUCUGGCAUGUACGGUGCUUACAUUGUCGUCUCUGCCUACAAUGGCGACGCUCAGGGUCACUUUGGUGAUGCUAUUCAGUACGUCACUAAGGAUGGUUCCCUCAAGCAGAUCCAGGGCGCCAGCUCCGGUUGGGGCUGCUCGCACAACACCGGUAUCGCUUUUGAGGCUGCCGACGCUGUUCCCUUUGCUAGUCUUUGCGCUGAGGACCAGGGCGCCAUCUGGUUGAACACUGGAGACUCCGGCAUGAACAACAACGGCGUCAAGGUAUCCAACGAGAACGUUCAGAACGGUGCAAGCAACGAGGCUAUGGGCGGAAUGAGUGGGUCCUACAGCGGCCUUGCACGUUUCAUCGGCAGCGACUCGUACAUCUUCUCUUGGGUCUCUCGAGGAGCCAAGGAUUUGACGCUCAAUGACUGGAUGGGCGCUGGAUACACCCACGCUGCUAACCGUACCGUCAACCGCAACGUUGCCAUCGCCACUUUCUCGGACAAGAAGACCAUCGUUGGCAAGCAAGCUACUUCCGUGCUUGGUGGUGACGGUGACUCUCAAGUUAACUGGAUCACCACCGGUUCCGCCGAUUGCUCGAACGCCCACGUCGCCGCUUUCGAUGGCAAGAAUGCUCUUGUUACUUGGGAGGAGAUUGCCGCGCCAACCUGCGAGUUCAUUGCCAUGGGUUGCAAGGGCACAUUCACGGGCGCAUACUACCAGCUUGUCAACAACGGUGUAAAGGUUGGUGCGCCAAUCAAGAGCAUGGAUACCUAUGUUGCUGGUGAUAUGGUGACCAUGGCCGAUGGCCGCAUCUGCUGGCCUUACGUCGACAUGGCCUGGAAGCUCGAUGGACCCGUCACUGCCGCCAAUGUCAAGGCCAUCAGCUUCGCCUGCAUG
Molecule: messenger RNA, 1416 nt
Organism: Dothidotthia symphoricarpi CBS 119687
Lineage: Eukaryota; Fungi; Ascomycota; Dothideomycetes; Pleosporales; Dothidotthiaceae
Exons: 1
Source: RefSeq, a predicted model, not a curated record